AUGGUAGGCGUGGAAGUAGAAGACGUCGAAUAUGUCGACUCAGAUGCCGAAGAGUUUGUUUCCCAUAUCGAAACUGCCGUAUCAGAGGAUGCCCCGUUCAGAGGUACUGUCGUAUAAGAUGCAGAAACCCUUGCAGAUUCGUCAAGAGAUCAUUUUUAGAUGAAAGUGAAGAACCAGCUUUACCUUCAAAGUUUACAGUGUAUGACAGUAACAGCGAUGGUGAGCUAACAAGAGGAGAGUUUACUGAUGCUAUUGACCUGAUGCAGGAAGAUGGUCGAGAAUUGUUUGAAAUCAUUGACACCAACUCUGAUCAGAAGAUAACUUGCGAUGAAUUCAAGCAGGCCACAAGAGAUGUAGCUGAUGGUGAACCGAGCUGUGACUGA
This is a messenger RNA of Porites lobata, 383 nucleotides long. NCBI's taxonomy places the organism in Eukaryota, Metazoa, Cnidaria, Anthozoa, Scleractinia, Poritidae. The record is from the annotation of a GenBank genome assembly.